AAAGGUUGGUGCAGGGUCGAAGAGACCAUCAACCAGGUCGCCUGACCAUGAAAGGGUCCCUGAGUCUCCAUCCUCUCUAGCCUGCCUAGGGCUGGACCAGUUUGGCACUGCUAGAUAUUAGCUAGCUAGCAUCGGUUCAUAAGGGGGUGUGAAGGCCAGAGGGAGCCCAGGCCAGCAAGGAGACCUCAGAUACCAAGAAGAACGGAAGGUGAAGAGGCUCAUCAAGAUCGCUGAUGGAAGACGGCAGGGCUUUGAGGAGGAUGUCUAUCCCUACCCGCAGAAGCAGAUCUGCCGAUUUCCACAAUUUUUCAGAAAGGAGGAGACGGGAUAAGAUCAACGAGAAGCUCAAGGCACUGCAAGAGCUACUUCCAAACUGCACCAAGACGGACAAGGUGUCGAUGCUAGACGAAGUGAUCGACUACCUGAAAUCGCUCCAGCUGCAACUCCAGAUGCUAGUGAUGGGGAAAGGGAUGGCGCAUGUGGUGCCUCCGGAGCUGCAGCAGUACAUGCACUACAUCACCACGGAUCCCGCUGCCCAGUUGAUGCAGAUGCCUCCCUCGGAGCCGCCGCAGCCGUUCCAGAUCACGCACGCCAACCCACCGCAGCGGGAGUCUGAUUUCCUCAGCCAGAUGCAGAACCACCUGCACCCCUCCGACCAGCCUCAGAUCAACUUCCUCAGGCCGCAUGUUCAUCCAUGUAUGUGGUGA
Molecule: messenger RNA, 707 nt
Organism: Triticum aestivum (bread wheat)
Lineage: Eukaryota; Viridiplantae; Streptophyta; Magnoliopsida; Poales; Poaceae
Product: transcription factor PIF1-like
Exons: 5
Coding region: 234-707 (157 amino acids)
Cellular component (GO): nucleus
Molecular function (GO): protein dimerization activity
Source: RefSeq, a predicted model, not a curated record